Molecule: messenger RNA, 831 nt
Organism: Magnusiomyces paraingens
Lineage: Eukaryota; Fungi; Ascomycota; Dipodascomycetes; Dipodascales; Dipodascaceae
Exons: 2
Coding region: 1-831 (276 amino acids)
Source: RefSeq, a predicted model, not a curated record
AUGCAUUUUAAACUGCAAUCGGUUUUUUCGGCCCUUUUGUUAUCGGCAUCGGUGGUAAACUCUCAGCAUAUUGAACCGUUUCCUGAGAUUCCAAAGAACCUUGCCCUUGCAGGCUACAAAUAUGGUGACGAAAUUCCUCUUGAAUGCAUUCAGCGAAACAUGGAAACUGGUGAACAUAAAUUUGAUGAGCAAGGAAAUAUCAUUUACGCGCCAUUCCCAAAGUGCUUUGAAACGGAUUCACCUUUGACUUUAAAGUACGGUGUCGAUGAAAUAUUUAAUUGCACAAUUGACUUAGGUCAUGAAUUUUUUCAUGUAUUUCAGUUAUAUAUUCACGAGGAUGUGCCAUUUUCGUGUCGUAUUCCUUUCACAAAAAGUCAAACACAAAAUCCAGCACCUCCAGCUGAUUCGCCUGAAGCAAAAGCUGCGACAUUAUACACUUCUCUUACUUUCAAUAUUAGAGGUCGAGUUCAAGAAAGUCAUUUAGACAUUGAUCCCUUUUUAAAUGUUGCUAUGGUUGCUAAUACUUCUGCGGGAUCAAUCAUUUCAUCAAUUGGCUUUUCUUCAGGAAGUAAAGCUCAGCGAUUUAUUAUUGGUGAUUCUUUACCUUUGGCAAUGGCUGUCAGAUGGUAUCAAGGACCAAAACUGCCUACUGCUUCAGAGGCAUACUUUUCUGGUUCUGCUAUAUUUUUUUAUAGCUUUGCGACAUUUGUCUUUACUGCUGCAAUUUGUGCAUCUGUCUUUUAUUAUUAUGUUUUCCCCAAGAAACUCAAGGCAGAACUUAGAACGACCCUUCCAUUAACUAACCAGUUUUACAAUACAAAAUCAGAUUGA